AUGAACCUGAGGCUGGUGUGUGUGCGUCGGCCUGUGUGCUGGCCCUUUGGCAGCGUGCUGGACUCCAGACACUGCGUCUUUGCCCUCACUCUGCUCACACUCCUCAUGCAGGUGGUGGUGGAGGCCAACUCGUGGUGGUCUCUGGCCAUGAACCCUCUACUGAUCCCAGAGGCCUACAUCAUCGGUGCCCAGCCUUUGUGCAGCCAGCUGGUGGGCCUGUCCCAGGGCCAGAAGAAGCUGUGCCAGCUCUACCAAGACCACAUGCAGUACAUCGGUGAGGGGGCCAAGACGGGCAUCAGAGAGUGCCAGUACCAGUUCAGACAUCGGCGCUGGAACUGCAGCACAGUGGACAACUCUUCUGUUUUUGGACGGGUCAUGCAAAUAGGCAGCCGAGAGACGGCGUUCACUUACUCCAUCAGCGCAGCGGGGGUGGUGAACGCGGUGAGCCGGGCCUGCAGAGAAGGGGAGCUCUCCAGCUGCGGGUGCAGUCGUGCGGCUCGCCCCAAAGAUCUGCCCCGGGACUGGCUGUGGGGCGGCUGUGGAGACAACCUCAACUACGGCUACAGGUUCUCCAAGGAGUUUGUGGACGCACGCGAGAGGGAGAAGAGCUACCCCAAGGGCUCCUACGAGAGCGCCCGGCUGCUGAUGAAUCUCCACAAUAACGAGGCUGGACGGAGGACGGUGUCGGACCUUGCCCACGUGUCGUGCAAGUGCCACGGGGUGUCGGGCUCCUGCAGCCUGAAGACCUGCUGGCUGCAGCUGGCCGACUUCCGCAAGGUGGGUGACGCGCUGAAGGAGAAGUACGACAGUGCUGCCGCCAUGAAGCUCAACACGCGUGGGAAGAUGGUGCAGCUGCACAACAAGUUCAACGCUCCGACGAGCCACGACCUGGUGUACACCGAGCCCAGUCCAGACUACUGCCUGAAGAACCAGAGCACGGGCUCCCUGGGCACGGUGGGGCGCCUUUGCAACAAGACGUCGGAGGGCAUGGAUGGCUGCGAGCUGAUGUGCUGCGGCCGCGGCUACGACCAGUACAAGGCGCAGAUAGUGGAGCGCUGCCACUGCAAGUUCCACUGGUGCUGCUACGUCAAGUGCAAGCGCUGCACCAAAAUCGUAGACCAGUUUGUCUGCAAGUGA
Messenger RNA from Limanda limanda (common dab), 1137 nucleotides. Its product is annotated as protein Wnt-5a-like. The record is from RefSeq and is a predicted model, not a curated record. Gene Ontology annotation, cellular component: extracellular region. The coding region runs from base 1 to 1137 and encodes 378 amino acids. Lineage: Eukaryota; Metazoa; Chordata; Actinopteri; Pleuronectiformes; Pleuronectidae. Gene Ontology annotation, molecular function: cytokine activity; frizzled binding. Gene Ontology annotation, biological process: cell fate commitment; multicellular organism development; neuron differentiation. The transcript has 4 exons.